UGCUAUUGAGGUAACGAAAGAGAGACGACGAAGAAAAAAUAAAUAAAUUAUUUUGUAUGAUUUUGUUCCCUAAAAAAUUGUAUUAAUUGCAAGAAAGACGGCACGAAAGCGGAAAAGAACUCAACGAAUACUACACAAAUGUUAGUAUGGCCACAGAGCAACGAAUUUUAAAACCAGAUGGUUAUUUGGAUGUAACUUGCGGCACAUCCUCAAAAUCGACCAAUGCAAAUUCUGAAAACACUGAAGCUGACGAAGAGGAAUCCAUUGAGACCCGCAGUAUUGUUUAUCAUCCAAAUUUAAAUGUGAUACUCGUCUUUGACAGCAUCAAUCAGGUCAAAGUACUCGAUGUGCACUCUGGUGUGGUACUGCAAACUUACCAUUUAGGCAAUGAUACCAACCACAAUGUAUGUGGCUAUUUUAUGCCAUUACAAGAGAAAAUCUUAUUGACUGAUGGUCAUGUUAUUGGCUUCCGGGGCGAUUAUAAUGGUGUUUUGUUACUUGAUACGGUGCUCCAGACACCAGUACCAAAUAACGAUGAUCCCAUACGCCUUGAAAUGCUGCUGUCAGAGGCAAUCAUUUUUCAAACAUGCCUCAAGGAGCUGGAACAGGAUAUCGAGUGUCCUUAUGAUUUACAAAAUGAACUAAUGGAGAAAAUUAAAAAUGCCCAAGGCAACUCGAAGAAAGGCAUCAAGGCACAGCGGUGGAAUACAAUAUGUCUGCAGGUGCCUUAUUCGAGUCUAAAAUUUGUGGCCAAUAAUUUGGUUAUAAUGCUGAAAAGGCUUGAACGCCAUGUACCAGCAUUGGCCAUUGCAUCGGCCAUAAAUGAGAGGCUCAUCGACCUGCUGGCCGGUGGACGAACAUCCAAUAUCAGCUGGCAAUGUAAUAAUUUUCAACGUGUCCUUAUGCAUUCGGAAGCGGUGCGUAGGCAAACAUUUGAGAAAUGGCCACACAUGGACUAUAAAUGGGCGCUGCCCGAUCAAAUGGCCCAGGCGGGUUUCUACCAUCAGCCUUCGUCGUCGGGCGAGGAUCGGGCGAUGUGCUUUACCUGCAAUGUCUGUUUGGUUUGUUGGGAAAAAACCGAUGAACCCUGGAGUGAACAUGAACGUCAUUCGCCAAUGUGUCCCUUUGUUAAGGGCGAAUAUACACAAAAUGUCCCCCUAGCUGUGACAUAUGCAACAAACCCAGCCGUUGUGGCUCCGGGCGUUUUGGGUUUUGAUGUCAUUUCGAACAGCGAUUAUGCCAAUGUCUUGGUGACAAGUUGUUCGGCAACGGGCGAAAUUACCAUCUGGAGCAUUGAAAGGCAUUUAAAACAGAUGCACACUUUCAAUGUCUCAUCGUUGAUGAAAGAUAUAUUGGGAGGAAGUAACGGCGGAAUGACAUCAUCAAGCUGUGAUGGAUCAUUAAAUGAAGAAACUGACACUAGCUACGAAUGGACUCGUGUCACAGCCAUUUGUGUCCUGCCAAAUACCAGAGCUCAAAGUAAAAUUUAUGCCAUGAAUUUAACACAAACUGGUUCGGCGUGCAUGUUGGGCAGUGGUGUGGCCGUUGGAGGCAAUUUACCACCACCUUCAGUUACACCCUGUACCUCCACAUCAACAAUGCGAGCUGGUGUGGUCGAAUCCAAAGUAAUACUUGGGCUAAGUACGAGAAAAACAACUGGAGAACAUUUACUAUCAAUGGCAGUGUUAAAUAUCAUUGAAAGUGAUCGACCAAACGAUGGCAAUGGUCGGAACAAAACUGAAAGUGGAUUAAAUACUGCAGUAAGCUCAGCGGGAAAUGUCAGCACCAAUGUGGAUAGUAGUAAGUCGGUAUCAGCUUCGAACAGUGUUAAAGUAGCAAGCGGCGAUCCUUCUUCAUCAAACAAUAUUAACAACAACAACAACAAUAAUAAUAAUGAAACCCAUUUGAAUAAAAAAUAUCAUGACGAACGUGAUGACAACAAAACUCAAUGUUCAAUUUUUGACAAAUAUUUAGAUGGACUUGAUAGCAAUGGAUUUGUCGCCGAUAUAGUUCCAGCAACAACGCCUGAGGUUGUGGUGCCGGCCACAUCAGCUGACAAAUCGGAUUCGGUGUUGGAUUUUAAUGAUGCCUAUCUGGAGGCAGAAUUCAAAAAGAUGGCCGAACAAUUCAAUGAUUUGAAUAGUUUAUUCGACUAUGAAUAUGGCCAACCGGUGGAGAAUAACUCUUUGUCUGGUGUUGGCGGGGGUAGUGGUCCCAGCGUCAAUGCUGAUGACAUGGAAAUGGAUACAAGCUAUUUCAAAGAAAGUCUACUGACAGCGGCAAAGAAUGUUCAAAAGACCAAGGCAGCCAUGAUCAAUGAUGCGACGGUGAAAACGAAUAAUUCCCCCAACCCUGAGGCGGGUGGUGGUGGUGGUGGAAAUGGUGUGGCAGCACCAAAGACCUGUAUCAGUGAGGAUAUCGAUUGCAUUGUGGAAAGUUGUUGCAUACUCAAGCGUAGCAAUGCUUUGAAAGGCGAUUUCCAGCCAAUGUCCGAAGAUGAGCUUGUGGAAAUAACCGAAAUUUUGCCCACAAAUAGCAACUGUAAUCAAUUGCUGGUGAAAUUGGUCAAGACAAAGGUUCCGCGUAGCAGCCGUAAUAAAAUGAUUAUAACAGAUGUAAUGAGCGCCGAAAGUGUUGGGGAAGAGCGUGAGGAUGAUGACGAUUAUCCCAUGAAUGAAGAAGAACCCACAAUUGGUGGUCAACUUUUGCUUUUCGAUUGUCUAAAUGGAGUAAUACCAAAUGAACACAAAAUAGCCAUGACAUUCUCACGUCAAAAUUAUCCCAAACAAAUAUGUAUGCUGCCAAAUUUCCAAACAAUUAGUAUAGGCUCCGAGCCAUCUUCAGUGGCAACAAAUUCCGGAGCAUUUUGUGUGGUUUGUGCUGAUGGCACAAUUGAAAUUAUAUCGCUAGCCGAUUUUCAAAGUAUCAGUAGCAUCAAAGAGGAGGAGCAUCAUUUUACUUCCGUGGCAUAUUGUCGUAGUUUGGAGCGUUUGUGUUGCUGUACCCGACGUGGUUCGUUGAUAUUCUAUUCCCUGAAUGAUGCUGAUAAUGAGUCGGGAGAUGAAAUGAUUGACAUAGAAGAGGAGGUUGGUCCAGCGGCAAUGCUGGGUAGCAGCAUGAAAAAUGACAGGGGAGUGGGAGCAGGAAAUGGAUGUUGUGUUACCGAUGGUGCCACACCACAAAAGAGCAAUGACCAGCAGCAGCAAGGAGGCGGUGAAGGUGCAACUGGAAUAAUGACAGAGGAUUUACAUAAAACAACCUCUGCCACAUCGAGCAGCGGUUUCACAACUUCCAUAAAAGUUGAUUGUGGCACAGGCCUAAGUGGCGCCAUUUCGCAGGCUUCACCUUCACCAUCCUCGACAUCCAUGAAUACAGCAGCAACAUCAAAUCUGCUUGCCUACCGUAGUGGCGAGUUAUCGCUGGAUGAUUUACGCACCCUCUACUCUCUGACCCAGUUCGAUGAUAAAGUUGUUCCAUACACAGCUGAGGUGCCUAGCUGUUGGAAUGAUCUCGUACAAGCCCAAAAACAGAGAAAGCAAUCUCAACACACCUGGCGUUUACACAACGAUGCGACUACUUGGGAUGAACAUAUAAUUGAAAUAAAUCUAUUGGUAGCCGCUACCCUGGGUCAUAUUGAUUUGAAAUUUUCAUUGUAUCAACAGUGCCAUAAUCCAGCCGCCAUUCAGGUGACUUUGUUAAAGCAAAACACCAGUGGUUUUGGUUAUCGCAUGAAGGGACCACAUUCCAGUUUCAAACAUUCAUCAGCUGAUGUUGGUGGCGGGUCAAAUGAGCAGCCUUCUACCAGUACAGAAGGAAACAAUGAGAAUCCUGUAUUGAAUGCAGAAUUUUUACAAACGCACAAUGCUGAAAUUCUAGCUGGCCCCAUUGAACUAUCCUCAUGCAUUGAUUUGUGUGAUCAAGGUGGCACAGUUAUAUUGACCUCACCCAAACUGUUCAAAACACGCACCCGAAACUUUUUACUACACAUCAAAACAAUGGGUGAUCCGGCCAAGGAUGGCCAGUGUAAAACUAGAGGAUGUGAUUGGUUACAUGAAAUCUCAAUUUAUGUACGUGGUGUAAAGGUUCAAUCCCACAUUCCCAAUGAACGUCUGCAACGCAUUGCCAUGUUGGAGAGUAAUCAAUUAUUGGACAAUCUCUUCAAAAUAAUAAGCAAUGAAAAAUCGUCCAUGUUGGCACGAAAUUAUGCUCUCGACAUAUUAACAUGGAUUUGUUGUAUACGAUUGAAACGCUUCCGUUCACCCAAGUCGGAACGUCAGAAAGGCCAACCCAUACUGGCCCAACAACUGGAAUGUAUUUGCCAGGCAGAAAAGUAUUUGGAGAAUACAUUACGUUACUGCAUUAUACACAGCAAUCGAAGUAUGUCUCACAAAUGUGUCAAACUAAUGCUGAUGUUAACAGAUGGUUUUUGUAAUUUGCCAGCCAACAGUAAAGGCACUUCUAAGUUAGAUGUUGCUCUGCGAAAUGCAAUUGCCACCACCUUUAAUGAAUUGCCAUUCGCCAAACAUGCAAGCGUGGUUCGUUGGUAUGUUAUGUUAGCAUGCAUUACAUCGACAAAUAAAACCUAUAAUAGCAUAUCGGAAAUGUGUGUUAAACUCUUGGUGGAUAUAUCGGAGGAAAUCAAAAGACGCUGGGAUCCAUAUGGUGCAUUAAUUGGAACCAGAUUUGGCCUUUAUGGAUUUCCCUUUGAACCGGAUAUCUUUGACUAUGAUCUGCCAAAUGUUAACAAGAACAAUGUGAACUUCUCUUCAACGCUAAUGAAUAUAAUACGAAAUAAUGCCGGUUUGGUACAAGCGGCCGGUAUUGACAUCAAAAAAUUGUGUUCAAUAGAUGGUGUUGAUUUUCGGACUUUCCCACACUUGAUUAAAUGUAAAAGUGUUAGCAAUCAAUUGCGUGGUCUUUUGGAAGUGGAGCAAUUGCAUUUCAACUGUGCCGCAACAUCGGAAUCUACACGUAUUGACAACAUGGAUACUGUGUCUUCUAGUGCCAGUACAUCUAAUGUUAAUAUGGAUGAUCUGCUGAUAGCCCCCAUGGUGGUUGAAACAGUAGAACAUAUGUAUUCGGAUAAGAUGAGUGAUAUACUAAAUAAUGUCAAAAAUAAAGCCAACAAUUUGGUGGACAAGACAAAACUGGAAAAGAAAAUGGAUGGUUCGGAAAGUGUUGACUUGAAGCCUAAUGGAAUUGGACCCGUUGUAAUUGAUUGUGCUGCCAGUGGUUCAGGUGAAAAAUUUACUGUCGAAGAAAAAUCUUCUAAAAUAAAAACAAAUGCCAGUGGCGGCAGUGGAACAAGUGGAACUUCUUUACCCAAAUUCAAGUUCAUUUGUGAAUACAUUGAUCAACAAUUGGGUUCGAACGUCAAAGCAGUUGCUGAAGAUAAGGACAAGGAAAAUAAAGAGGAAAGUGAACAAACUACUGCCACAGGUGAAAAAAUAUCUGAAGGUGCUGAGAAUAUGAAUGCAAACUCGUCUUGCUCCUCCAAUGUUUUUCCAUGGCACAAAUUAUUAUCGCCACCAUCCAAACAAAUGAUUGUCAUUGAGCGAAUGCAUUCGGGUGCACGUCGCUUUGUGGUCCUAGACUUUGGUUCACCCAUACUUUUAACCGAUCUAAUUAUACCAGCCUGCGAUGAAUUGGCUUCAUUGCACAUUGAUAUUUGGUGUUUUGAUGAGGAAACCGAUUGUGUUCGUUUGGUUGUUGCGCCAGAUAUAGGUACAAAAACAUUGGUACUUAGCGAUAUCCAGCCACCGCCGAUUUGUCGUUACAUGAAAAUAACCAUUAUGGGACGAAUCGGAAUGUCAUCGACAAAAUGCAAAAUACCUUUGGGUUCAUUUUUCGGUCAUGUCAUCAUAUUGGAAUCGGAUGGUUAUGGUGAUAUGUUUAUGAAAUACAUGAGCCAUAAGCCACAAAAUAUACAAGCUCAAAUUAAGGCAUUGUAUUCGUUGCAUGAAGAUGUCCACUGUCGCUACAGUUUGGCCAGUUGUAAGCUGUUGGAAUUAUUGACACCUCUGCUCAAUUCGGAUGUUUCAAAUGUGGCCCACAUGCAGGCAUUCAUAAAUAAGCAACGCAGUGAAGAUGAUACCAAUACUACAAUGGAAGGCGGAAGGAUUACAUCGAUUUAUGAGGAAUGCAUUGUUCUUCAACACGAAAUCAAUGUCAUACGAAAUGUCAUCAAUCGUCUGGAGUCCUCGCUGCAACCAAAUGCAAUUGAUGGCAAUGAACCCGUCUUGGAUAAUUCGCAUGCUUUGCGUACAGCAUCACGUGAUAAAUUAAGAGUUCUGGGUCAGGCCUUGAUUGAAAUACUUUUGAAUUUUUCCAUAGAGUACAGCGUAAAGGAUAUGAUGGCAAUGCAACAACUUUUUACAGCCGAUGUGGCCAACAUGCUGUUCAAUUCUUUUGUGGUGUAUGGAGAUGCACACAUACAACUUGCCACUUGCUCACUUCUAGUUCGCAUGUGUUGUGUUCAAAGUUGGUGGGGCGAUUUUCUGGCCAAUAUUUUCUGUACAUUAUUCUCAUCACAAAAUAGUAAAAUAUUUCCACAGGAUAGAAUAUUCUUUUUGCUCACCUAUUUGGGCAGACGCAGCAUAUCCAUGGGCAAUUGUCGUUCCAUUGUGAUUGAUGCAAUCUUGAAAACACUGGCCAAACAAUUGGCACCAAUUUCACCACGUUAUCAGGAGGCAACGGCCUCUGGUCUCAAUAUGUCCGAUGCUGAGACAUCAUCUGUCGGCAGUUUAUGUACAAAAUCUGAUUUACAGUUAAUAACCUGGUUAUUGCUAUUCCUGUCGGUUUGUUUGGACGAUAGGAAAGACAAAUCUGCCAAUCGUUGGGACUUUAUGAGUUGUGAAACGGAUUUUGCCAAAACUCGAGGACAAUCCUCAAACAGUUCGGGUAAACAGCUAAGAUGUUUCAAAAAGCGUAUUAUCCAACAAAAUAAGUACAGUGUACAACCAUAUGCCGAUUGGGGCAAGAAAAUCUAUAUGAUACAAAAUGAGCAUCCUGGUAUAUUUAUGGAGAUAACAGGCAAACCCAAAUCUUCUAGUAAGAGCAGUAAAAGUAGCAUGCUACCCAAGCCCAGUAAGGAGACACCACAAGAGCCAGAAAAUAAUUUUGAUAAGGGUCUUAAAAAUAUACGUCUCAAUAAUAUAUUGAUUGUUAUACGGGGUCUCAUUGCCCUGUUGCUGGAGAUGGAUUUCACCUGUAAUAUGGAUCAAUUUUUAUUGACUUGCAAGGUUAUAGCUCGUUUGGUGUCUGCCUGUAGACCAGCGGUUCAGUUAUCCAAAAUUAUUACCAUAAAUCAAUUGGAACAUUUGAUACGUAUGGCCGUAUGGAAUGAUCAGCAACAACCAUGGGCUGUUCAUGCCAUUACAUGUCUUUUGCAGGAUCUUUUGGAUGCUGAUCGUCAUUAUAAAGAUAACGAUGCCACACCCACAAAUGAUGGACAAAGAACUAUGGAUAGUUUCCAAGAAACAAAAGAUCUUUUUGCUGAUUAUACAUCACUCUACAUGUCUCAAAAUAUGGGUCCCUCACAAUCAACAAGUAGCGAGAUUCCCUAUUCGGACGCUGUAAAAUACCCAUAUUUACCAUCGUUAAUUGAAUGUGAGGACACCGAAUUUGAUGAUAUAUUAAAUGAUAUUGAUGUGAUGGAGCGUAACAAAACCGUGACCAAAAAAGACAAUACCAAUAUGAACAAAAAUACUGUCAACUAUUUUUGCAAAUCAAUAUCUAGUGCUAUGGAUUCACGUUUAGAUAUUGGACUUGAUUUAAAUGUCGAAACCGAUUUGAGACGUAUAACAAUGGUAUCAUCAUUGGAUAUGUAUUCAUCGUUGCCACAAAUUGCGGCAAGUGAAUUUAAGACCACAUCGCCAGAAGUUGCUGUUUGGCCAGAUUACAUAGCCGAUAUGUGGUCGGGACCGGAAUAUAAUUGUGGUGUCAAUACCUAUACAAUGUUUAAGAAUGUUUUCGAUUGUAUACUGGCUGAUUUACAUUUGGAGGAAACAUGGGUCCAUUUGGAGCAAGUAUUACAAAUGUGGCUAACAUUAAAUGGCGAACUGGCUGACAAACCCUACAGUGCUGGCAUUUCAAAUGCCGAUGUACCAAAAAUACCAUUCGGUGCCAAUGCAAUACAGGGCUUACUCUUGGCACUGGCCUGGUAUAACGAUGUUAAAAUACGAACAUGGUGUUUGGGAUUCCAGUGCCUGUUGCUGGCCUGCAAUUCACAGACAUUUGGCCAAGAAGAUGCCGAUCGAACAAGAAUAAAUGAAGUCAUUGUAAACGAUGAGAAUUUUGAGAAGAUGCUAUUGCGAUUUUUCUCUGGUUAUGGCAUGAGUUCGGUUAUUAUCACAAAUCGUUGUGCUGGUCCCACAAUAUGCAAACAUUUGCAUGAACUUUUACAUUGGCUCCAUCGCAAGGGAGAGUCCACGGAUGGUGUGAUAUCGUGCAAGCGCAAGCUAAAGGAUACUCUCUUGCAUGUCAUAUUGCAACUGGUUCAACCCGGCGGUGCAAUAAGCAAUCAGUUGGGACCCAUUGAUGCCCAAAGUCAGCUGGUGCGUGAUCUAUUGAUAAUGCCCAAUGAUAAGGCUGAUUUAAAUAUAUCACUAAAUAUUAUUGAAUGUGUUUCAUUUUUGGUUUUCAACAACAUUUCCAAUGGUGAUAAAAUACAAUGUCAACGUACAUCGGAUACGAAUAAUACCAGCAAUUCAUUUAGUAGUCUAUUUGCCAAUGUUUUGGGUUCAGAUCAUUCAAAACAAAAUUGUCCCAUUUCGGAUAGUUCAUUGAUCAUAAGCCUUUUAAGACUUUGUUCAUCGCUAAUUCAGACAGAGUUACCACGUCAAUUGACUGAUGUUACCAUACCAGAAGAAGAAGAACUGACCAGCAUAUGUCAAACAGAUGAGACGAAAGCGGAACAAUUAAAUAUUGAAGGUCAUCGUGUUAAGACUCCAUGCAUUGCUGAUACAGUAUUGCGUCAUUUCCCAACAAUGAAACGUUUGCUGGGUUCUCUAUCUCACUGUUCCAGUUCUUCGUUUACGUUAAUGUCUUCAUCGGAUCUGUAUGGCACUCAUCCGGCAAUUUCAACAUUUUUACUUGAUGAACCACAAACUGCUGCUGAUGCUGUCUUUAAUAUGCUGCUAACAUUAUGUGAAAAGGCUUCAAGUUCACGCCUUAUUGUCGCCCCAAUAUGCCAAUAUUUGGAAGCAUGCACAUCGCAACGCAGCACUUUGCCCAGACUACAUUUAUCAGAGCCUCUACUAUGGUACAUAUCCAAAGUUUUGUACCUGUCCUCAUCGGUUCAUUUGUUUACACAAUUGGGAGGAAUUGAAAUUAUAUGUAAAAAUUUAGUUAAACUAAAUAAAAUACUUAUUAAUGUUCAACCAGGCUUGAUAUCCAUGAUAAUGCAACACAUGACAAGGAAUGCCAAACUUAAGUUGGUGUCACAUGCCUGCUCAAAUGGCAAUAGCAAAAAAUCCAGCUCCAGCAGCAGUCAAAAUCAUCGCUAUCUACAGGAUGGUUUAAUUAAUUUUGCUCCCUUCUGCACAAUAUCUGCUGAAAAUGAUACCGCCCAAUCGGCCGAAAUAUUAAUAAUGAAUCCAGUGGCUUCACAUCGUAGACCUAGGACGCCAGCCUGGAGUUAUAUGUUCUAUCCGAAUGAAUCACAUGCUGAUCUCACAAUAACACUACCCACCGCCAUACUAUUGCGAGAGGUACAAUUGCAACCGCAUGCACCAACUUUGGCCUCGUGUCCAUCGGCUGUGGCUUUGGAAAUAUCCAGAGAUUUUGGUUUGGGACCAGUGCCGGUGGGUCCGCCACUAACCACUACGGGCAUGACUUGUAUACGUCUCAAGCUUGCCAAGCCGGAAAUUGCAACUAGCAUUGUAUUGAGAUUGUACAGGCCAAAAGAUAGCCCCAGCAUUGGCCUAACCCAAAUAGCUGUAUUGGGCAAUACCAUAUUCUCUUCACAUAGCGGCAAUGGUGGUGGUCUGGUUACCAAUUCAAAUUGUAGCACUUCGGCUCUUUCUUUUGACCAGGCCAUGGAUGAUGAUUCCUUUGCCAAAACAAGUGUUGGCUGGGUACGCAUACUCUCCAGAUGCUAUAGUGUCGCCUCAAAAGUCUCAUCGGCUUCAAAAUUGGCGGCCGAUGUUAUUGGUGCUUCAGCAGCAUACCCUGGCUUUCUGGAUGCUUGCUGUUCCCUUAUGAAUAUUAUGCCCAUGAUACCAAAUGCUGCAGUACAAAACUUGGGUUCGGUUUUGCUGACAUUGGGAGCCUAUAGCAAAGAUUUAUGUUUGCAAUUGAUACGGACUCUGUUAUGGAAUACCAGUCCACAAAUAUACAAGCUUUCCAAUGACAGCAUAUGUGAUCUGUUAUAUGAUUUGUGCACCACCAAAGAUACCUAUGUCAUGGAUAAGGUGAAGGUUCUUCUUGAAUGGAUUGAUCAUCUAAGACAAAAUUUUAGCAGCAAUACAGCCCGUUGCAAUAAUCCCCAAAGUGGUUUUGUGAAAUGUAUUGCCUCUAUCCUAUGGAAUAUUUUUGAAGAUAACAGUGUACCAAAUUUGUCGGAAUUAAUAACGGAAAAUGUUUUCGAGGCAUGUAUGCAUUGGAUUGAUCGUUUGGAGAAUGAGGAACCACUUAAGGUGGCAUUUGAUUCGUUGCUUUGUUCCUUGUGUUACAUUCAGCCAAAAUUCUUUAAUCACAUGCUAAUGCGAUUGAAUGUAAAAAUUGCCCAUGCCACCAGUAGUGGAUCUGCAGCAGAGAGUGGUGAUGGCAAUGCUACAAUUUUAAGUGGUGUGGCCUCUAAUAUAGCCGAAGAUGAUAGCACCAAGUGUGGUCUGACUGACGAUAAAAAGGAGAUGAGUGGAAAAGUUUGGUAUGCCAAUGUGGCUACAGAUAACUUAUCAACAUUGUUUCAACAUCCCUCAUAUUUGGCCACCAUUGCUUUGGCUUGUCAAUCCUCAAAUGCGGUAUUUCAGCUUGUGGAUUCGGGUUUGCCGAAACUGUUGGCCUAUGCUUUGUAUGAAUAUUGUUCUAAGCUUUUGUGUCAAGAAAUGGAUGUGGACAACAACACUCAACGUUCUAACUCUCCAGUUGAGCUCCCCAAUCCCGUUUCUCCUACCUCUCCUUCUUCAUUGUCCCGGACUUGUAUGACAGAUGCUGACAAGGUUGCAGGCGACCAUCAUCACGGAAUGGAAGAAAUGCAAACCGAAAAUAAUGAUAACACUGACCCAACGCAACCACAACUGAUGUCCUUUGAAUUAGUGCCUAAAAUUUUGGACUUUUUCUCCGAUUGUUGUACUGAGGGUCAUAUGCGCGAUUGGUUGGGUACCCAGCAGGGUUCAAUAUUUUGGAAACCCUUAUUGAAAUUACUUUGCAAUCAUCGACCCAUUGAUUUUAUAUCCCCUCAACAGAGCGGCGUCAGUGAGCCAACACAACAGGCUUUUAUACGCAUCGAAAGGGCCACAAUAAACUUCUUUUCCCAUGUAACCGCCUGUCACCCGAACAAUCAAAAUAUAUUGACAAUGCUGCUGAUUGAGGUAAUACGUGAGCCGUCGGCUUCGUUGGCCACAAAGAGUGGUACCAAUGCCGAUGGCAGUAAUAAACAGACAAUAUCUGGUUUUACCCGCCAAUUGGUAUUGCAAUUGCUAUUGGAAAACGAACGUUUACUGGUAUCGGUUCGUAGUAAACAACCAUUGCAAAAAAGAGAUCCUCAUGCGACGUUUAUGUCGAUGGCAUCAAAUCUGCAGAACUCUACAACGGCCAGUAGUUAUGUAACGCCCAGCAGUAGUGUUAACAUUUCAUUGGUUAAUCAUCAUCCGGCGAAACGUAUCAACACUCAUCAUUUAUUGUUUUCGGUUAGUGCAAACACAAAGUGUCAGGAGAUCAUACAGAAUUGCCUUUCAGAAAAUCGACGCAAUGACAGUGGAAUGGUGACUACAACCAUGGUCGCUGGACCAAGUAUACCCAACAGCACCAGCUGUGAUAUACAUAAGGAAGAUGGUAGUGACAAGAAUCAAAAUGAUCCCUAUAAGGAUAUAUCAAUUAAUUUCAAUGGCCUGGAAAAUGGUAUGGAAUUUUUAAGUGUUGCUGCCGGUGUUACGGCCAAGGACAAACGUAUAAAGGAUGCUAAAAAUCAAGUGGCUGCCAAUAAGGAAAACAAGGAAAUGGUGGCCAAUUUUUCAAAACUUGUCAAUUUGGAAGACAUUCUUACACCCACCAAUACCGUAUCGAAUUCAUCAAAUUAUGUUCAACUUGUACAUCGUGAUUAUCCUGAAAUACAAAUAGGUAGUGAUACAACAAUAUCCCAGUUAUUAGCUGCUUUGCAAAGCAAAGGCUAUUCAUUGGCAAAGCCUUGUUUAAGUCUUGAAUUGAUCUCUGGAAAGAGCGGCGGCUCCCACACAGAAGUUGGCGAUGAAACUUGUGUGGUCAAGGCUUCUUCUGUGGAACCCUUACCAUCCCCCUUGCAACGGUUCUCUAGCCGUGGUGGUUUAUCAUUGUUGGCUCAAUAUUUGCCAACUGUUUAUCCAGAAAUAACUUCACGAAAACACCAAAAUAAUGCACCCGAAAAGGAAAAGAGUCCACCCAUGAAUGAUUGGGUGAAGUUAGAACCAAACGAUGACAUCUAUGAAGAUUUAGAGGAUCCAUUAUCAGAACCCACAACCAAACAGGCUACCAUAACUGCAGUGCCGCAACAUUCUUUGGCAGCAUUUGGUUUGUUUUUGCGUCUUCCCGCCUAUUCGGAUGUGCUACUACGUGAUAAGUUACGGGCCCAAUGUUUGCUGCGUUUGGUUCUGGGUGUCACCGGGGAUGGAGAAGGAAAUGAUAUCUACAGUCUUUCAUUAGCUCCAACAUUGCCAACAUUGCCUUUUGAAGUUUUUCGCCAGCUUUUGGAUAGUUCACCAUUGACCACGGAUGAUGGUAUGCUAUUGCGGCGCAUGGUUAUUGAAGUUGGUGCCAUGCAUUUGAUAUUGAAUUGUCUGAGUAUAUUUACCCAUCAUUCGCCCGUUUAUCCAUUGGGUAGUAGCCAAAAUGAGGUAUGUUAAGCAAAUAACUUAGACAAGAUUUCUGGUGGAAAUUUUCCUUGUCUAAUGUCUUUUCUUAAAUCUUUUUAGACAACAACAAAUGGCAGUAAUGGCAACAGUAUCAAACCAGCCAUGAAUUUGGGUGAAGAUGCUUCAAUGGCCACCUCCGAUGACAAAGGCCAUAUGUAUUGGGCCAAGGGUACAGGUUUUGGCACUGGUUCUACUACACAAUCUUGGAAUGUUGAACAAGCACUGCUACGUCAAAAAAGUGAAGAGGAACAUGUCACUGUCUUGUUGCAGGUCCUUGCAAGUUAUAUAAAUCCAGGAGAUCGCAUUCCAACACCAGAAGAAAUGCCCUAUCAUGAAAUGAUGAAUGCCUCGAAUGAACUUCCCAAUGAAUUUCUAACUUUGCUAAAGCAAUCGUGUCUCAUUCCAGCGCUUAGUUCCUACUUACGCAAUGAUUCCGUACUUGAUAUAACCCGACACAUUCCAUUAUAUCGAGCAAUAUUGCAAUUGUUGAGAUCCAUAUCAUUGUCACAGGAAUUGGUAACGCUAUUGCAACCCCAAAAUAUGGGUGAAAGUUCUCCAUCGAUUUCGGAACUUUUAAGCAAUAUGAAAACCUGUGUGGAUACCUAUGCCAAACGUUUGAAGUUAAAUAAAAAAUCCAACAUUAAGGGUCAAACCCAACAGGUCACAGUGAAUAUUGAUGAUGGCGACGACGAAGGCUUAGCCUUGCUUAUUCCCGAUAUUCAAGAGACCACGGUGUUGGUACAAAAAACCACCCAAAGAUCAGGCCAACAACAGCAAAAUCAGGCUGGCGGUGGUUGUGGCAUAAAUGAAGCCGGUGGUCAGUUAAUGGACUUUGAGCGACCGCUUCUAAGCAAAUCGAUAGAAGAGCGUUAUCUGGAGGUCAUGAAAAAACUGCAAUUCGACACGUAUGACAUGAUUGUGGAGGCUGAGAGUAAUGGUUAUCGUUUUGUGGUGUCACAUCAUUUUGAAAAAAUGGUACGCAUGGCCGGCGAUCGUUAUCAUCCGUCGCGUGUCAAGCGCUUGGCCCAAGAAGCUGUCACGCUAUCGACCAGUCUGCCAUUGUCCUUUAGCAGUUCGGUAUUUGUGCGUUGUGAUACAGAUCGUUUGGAUGUUAUGAAGGUCCUUAUCACCGGCCCAGCUGAUACUCCAUAUGCCAAUGGUUGCUUUGAAUUCGAUGUGUUCUUCCCACCUGACUAUCCGAAUCUACCAAUGCUAAUUAAUUUGGAAACAACCGGUCGCCAUUCGGUGCGUUUCAAUCCGAAUUUAUACAAUGAUGGUAAGGUGUGUUUAUCUGUUCUCAAUACAUGGCAUGGACGGCCCGAAGAGAAAUGGAAUGCCCAAACAUCCAGUUUUCUACAAGUUUUGGUGUCCAUACAGUCGUUGAUUCUGGUGCCUGAACCAUAUUUCAAUGAGCCUGGAUUUGAGCGUAGUCGUGGUACGCCAAGUGGCACACAUUCAUCGCGUGAAUAUAACAGCAAUAUCUAUCAGGCCUGUGUGCGUUGGGCAAUGUUGGAACAGAUAAGAAAUCCUAGUCCAUGUUUUAAGGAUGUUAUUCACACCCACUUCUGGUUGAAACGCAAUGAGAUUUGUGCUCAAAUCGAAAACUGGAUAGAAGAGCUGUGCAAACCUCAGUAUAAUGAACGUAGUAGUCGUACUAUAUCCUUCAAUUCCAUGGUAUUGCGCAGACAAUACCGCCACUUGCGAGAAGAGUUGGCCAAAUUGAAGGUUCCCGAAGGCCUGGAGGAUUUAGAUGAACCAUUCAAUCCAAAUGUAACGCUGCCAGCCAUGAGUGAAAGUGCAAACAAUGCCAGCAGCAUUAAUAGCAGUAGUGGUGCUGCAUCCAAGCCACAAACAGAUAGUUCAGUUAUUUCCACAACAAGCACCAAUGCCAGCAGUUCAAGUGCCAGUGCCAUUGCGGAAACAAAAUCCAAUGAAGGUUCUGAGGAAACCACCGUUGAAUCGUUAAGUUCUCAACUAUGUAGUGGCAGUGCGCCAUUGGCACCACUUGAAAUCAACACGAAUCAGCCCUACAUUAGUUGUGCCAUGGAUGAGGAUAGUGAUUCGCCUGCGGUUCUGCCCCAAUCUACAUUACCCGCAGCAGCCACAGCCAAAGUGGUCCAGGUAGACGAGCAAACAAAUGAGGGUGAGGAUGGCGGAGAUGUUGAGGAUGAUGAUGACGAGGCAGAAGGUGAUAAUGAUGGAGAUGAUAUCAAUGCCCCCGAAGAUGCUGAUGGUAUGGAUGCUAAUGAUUACAAAUGUGUUGGAGAACUAAUGGAACAACUAUUCUUUGCCGGUCCAGAUAAUACCAUGCACUAUGAUGAUUGAAGGGAGAAGGAAUCAUCCCAGCAUCACUUCCAAUAGUUUACACCCUUGAUGAGACUCGUCGCCUCUCUAUCUAACUAGACACACUAUUGUGCAUUAUUGUUCUGCCUUCUUUUUUGUGAAUACACAACAAACAUACAUACAUUAAAAAAAAAUUACGUUUUUCUAAAAACAAAAAAAUGAUUCGACUACCAUAUACACGUACAUACAUACGUAGAUUCAUAACAACCAAUCAACUAUUCUAUAUAACAUGCUUAGAAAUUAUUUUUGAUUUGUACUUUAUAGUACCAUCAGCAGCAUGUUCUGUUCUAUUCUUUUUAUAACUUAAUUAUUACUAUUAUAAUUUUUAUUUCAUUUAUUAGUUUUUAAAUAGUGUUUUUUACUUUCCCACAAGAAACAAAAAAUCUUAAAACAAAAGAAAUAUAUAUUCAAUAAAAAUUAAUUGGAACUCUUAUGGCAAUCGGCGAUUGCAAACAAGAGAGAACACAUGCUAAUGAAACAUUAA
Molecule: messenger RNA, 15876 nt
Organism: Musca domestica (house fly)
Lineage: Eukaryota; Metazoa; Arthropoda; Insecta; Diptera; Muscidae
Gene: Bruce
Product: baculoviral IAP repeat-containing protein 6
Exons: 38
Biological process (GO): regulation of cytokinesis; negative regulation of apoptotic process; apoptotic process
Cellular component (GO): nucleus
Molecular function (GO): protein binding; ubiquitin conjugating enzyme activity; cysteine-type endopeptidase inhibitor activity
Source: RefSeq, a predicted model, not a curated record